This is a messenger RNA of Meira miltonrushii, 1561 nucleotides long. RefSeq lists its product as uncharacterized. The coding region runs from base 147 to 1505 and encodes 452 amino acids. Gene Ontology annotation, biological process: lipid catabolic process. NCBI's taxonomy places the organism in Eukaryota, Fungi, Basidiomycota, Exobasidiomycetes, Exobasidiales, Brachybasidiaceae. The transcript has a single exon. The record is from RefSeq and is a predicted model, not a curated record. Gene Ontology annotation, molecular function: triacylglycerol lipase activity.
GCGGGUGCCGUAAAUCAGUUUACACGGUCUUCCGCCUCAUCUGCAAAUGAGUUGGCUGACCUUGAAAGACGAUAAAUUAGCCAAUAAUUGAAGGGCAAUUGUUCUUUCUACCCACAACGCUCCCUUCUCUCAUAGUCACCUUAUCGAUGCGCUUCUUCACCAUUAUCAUUUUAUUCUUCAUCUUUGCUCUAGCAACAGUAGCGUCAGACACUUGCGGAACAAACGCUCACGCCGAUCCAUUCUUUGAAGCGCCAAAUGAUGUUGCCGAAUAUUCUUUGGGCAAGAUUAUACGCUCACGAGAAGUGCAACUCAAUGUGACUGCUUUACCCAUGCUUCAAGCUGUCGGUAAAACAUACCAAAUCGUGUAUCGUUCACAAGGAUUCGAUGCAAGCCAACCUGAAGCGAACGUGAUGACUGUCUUUGUUCCGAAAACAUACAACCCUUCAAAAGUCUCCAACGUUGAGGUUGUUCUAGGUGCUGCUGCAUAUGACAGUAAUAAUCCACAAUGUGGUCCUUCACGUACAAUUCUUUCAAGCAACGUCACAGCCGAACUUUUCUCCGUUGGCAUUCAACUUUCGCUUAACCGGAUCUACGUUUUACCAGAUUUUGAAGGUCCCAAAGCAGCUUUUCAGCAAGGCAAUGUUGCAGCAGCGGCAUGUUUAGACGCUCUACGUGCUUUGCUGCAAUUCAGUACGAUCAUUCCUUCUACCUCUAAGGACAAAGUUAGAAUCGGAUUAGAAGGGUACUCGAAUGGAGGCCAUGCUAUUGCUUGGACUUUGCAGAGAUUAUACACGUAUGCACCCGAGUUGGAAAAGCAUGUCGUUGGAGCUUCAAUCGGAGGUGUACCCGCUAAUGCAACUCAAGUAGCACAAUUGGAAGAUGGUACUCGCAUUGCAGGAUUCAUUUUGCUCUCCCUUUUUGGACAAGCUAAAGUUGACAAGAGGGUAGAAAGUUGGAUCGAAAAGCACGGAAUUGCUGGUCAAAUCAAAAAAGCGAAGCAAUACACGGAAACUUUAUGUAUCGAUACUGUUUUGAAACCGUUUGCAGGUCAAAAAAUUUGGGAAAAGUACUUUAAUCUGCAGGCAGUUCAAGCAUAUGAUGAUUCAAGCUUGCCACUAUCGGAAGGCGUGGUUGCCACUCAACAAGGGCAAAGUUAUGCUGUUAAAGAGAUCACUGUGCCAAUCUUCCUCUUUCAUUCUAUUCACGAUCAAUUUGUGCCGAUCAUGACGGCGGAUGAAUAUCAAAGUAGGCUAUGUUCCGGUAAAAGUGCAACGGUGCGGUACAUCCGAAGUACAACGGAAAAGCAUCUAGGAAUGAGGAUCGUGCACAUCCCCUAUACCGCAUUGUUCCUGCAAGGUCAAUUUAGUGGGAAAGGCAUUCCUACAGGAUGUCAACGGGAGGAUAAAGCACUAACACUUGAUGAUCCCACCAACGUUGCUGCAUUCGGAAAUGCGACAAUAACUGCGUUGACUCAAGCUCUCCAACUAGCACGAUCGGAAGAAUGAUAACAAGUACAUGUGUCACACCUUUCACAGGGAUAAUAUUUUUGGAUGUUGUACCU